Ruditapes philippinarum (Manila clam) is the source of this 2629-nucleotide messenger RNA. RefSeq lists its product as uncharacterized. The transcript is spliced from 2 exons. Lineage: Eukaryota; Metazoa; Mollusca; Bivalvia; Venerida; Veneridae. The record is from RefSeq and is a predicted model, not a curated record. Bases 91 to 678 code for a protein of 195 amino acids.
GAGGAAGUAAAAUUGCAAAAUUUCCACCUACUUAAGAAAUAUUUUAUCUUGAUUAUUUUUACGAAAUCUUAUUAAAUCUAACAUCAAAAAAUGUUUCAAGAACCUGAAUACAGAGAAUAUAUAUCAUUGAUGUUAUCAGAGGUUUUAGAUGACAUUGGUGUCAAUGAAAGAUUGGUGAUGAGAAGGAGAAGAACAUACAUGCUGAGAGAGACUAUUGAUAAUAUCAGUAACAGGUUAACUGAUACACAUAUAACUACCUAUUAUCUAAUGAGUCAGAGUGAAGGUACCACUACUAUAGGACUUAAAUCAGACCUUGAUCGUCUAGCUUGUGUUCAUGAUUACAAUAUAAUACAAGACUGGUCAGAGUGGAAACAUGGUAAGGAAAACUACCUCAUGAUACAGGAUGAGAACACUACAUCUGGUUAUUGUUUCUUACAAAGUCUCAGAGAUGAUGAACCUCUUCCUCUUACUGUCAUUCCUGAUGAAGACCAUAUUACUGAUAGAAGAGGAAGAAUAUUGCUUAAAAACACAAUUAUAAAUGAUUUGCUUGAAGGUGCUGGUCAGCAGCAUGGACCAUCUAUUGCUCAACAAGGACAACUUGGAUUCUGUGAUCAAGACAAAGUUAUUGCUUAUCCAUUUAAAUCAUGGCCUCAGUCAGCAUCAGGUUGGUUAGAUUGACAAGGUAUUGGCAGAUGGCCAACACAAGAAAUGAGAAGAUAUGCAGCCAGUACUGGGUGUUUUGUUGUUGCAACUGGAAGUAAGGUCAGUGAAUAUCCUGAACUGGAAUGGAGAAUAUCUACAUCAUUGGCAGAAAGAUGUCUUAUUUUCAGUUUAAAUAUAACACAAUUAAGGUGUUAUGUGUUAUUGAAAAUGAUUCUUAAGUCCUUCCUUAAUCUUGAAGUGGAAGAUAAAUUCAAUAUAUCAAGUUUCAUGUGUAAAACAGUUCUAUUGGAUUGUAUCGAAAACACAGAAUCAAGUAUAUGGAAAGAUAACAAUUUAUUUACAUGUUUAACAUACUGCUUAUUGGAAUUACACGGUUGUGUACAGAAUGACUAUUGUUCACAUUUCAUUAUACCAGAAAAUAAUUUGAUGGCAGGGCAAUUUACAGCUGAGACAAAACAUGAACUUUCAAAAAAUAUUUGUCAACUUAUACAGAAUGAUAGUCAUCAGUUACUAAGUAUUGAUAUUGAUCAUAUUGGCCAUAGACUUCAAGUUAAACUGAACAGGAUACCACAUGGCCUUUACUUUUUUCCAUCUCCUCUUGAAAUAUAUGAAGAAGUUCUGACCUGACACUACAUAAACAUUGCAGAAGACAUUAGUUUCUUCCAUCAGCUUGUUUUAAAAGAUUUACACAAUGAAAACAUUAGAACAAUGAAAAAACAUAUAGUUAAAUUGAAGAACUUCAGUGAUAAUGGUAACAGAUUAGAACAGGUUGCAGUCAAGCUUCUAGCACCUUUUCUUUUUACCACAUAUGGAUCUAUCCUAGCAUCAUCAUCAGACAUUGGUGAUAAUCAAAUCUCACCUGAAUCAUUGGUUUGGCUAUCAGCUGGUUUAAACUCAGAUAUCUCAUCUAGCAGACUUAAAUUGGCCUCAGUGUUCUACAAUACAGGAGAUAUGGAGAAAGCUGAACUAGUUCUGAGACACAUUGAAAAACAAUAUUUCUCUCAUCCUGUUUUACCUAUCUGUAGCUGCUGGGAGAAUCCUACAUCAGCAGUAACAGCAUAAUUCAAGAGGGUAUGUGGUGAGCAAAGUGAGGACUGUAUCAAACAUAUUACAGCAUUUUGUGUCAAAUUUAUACUGAAAGAGAUGAAUUGUAUUCCUCAUGAACUAAAAUAUGAAAUGUUCAUGAUACACAGAGAUAACGAUGAAGACUGUUGGAUGGACUGGGCUGUAGUUGAUUCUCUACCUCUUCUGUACUUCCUACAAUAUAAGAUCUACAGUCGUUUACAAAGACAUCAAGAUCAACAACAAGCACUUAAUAAACUUAUAAGAACCAUAGUAACUGAUAAAAACCUUGGACAUAGAGAAACAGCUCUAAACAUCUUAGGACAAUGUAUGGAACAAGAAAACAGACCUCAGCAGGCAUUAAGAUGCUACCUGCUUUCUCUACAACAAAGGACAAGAAACAAUGCAGCAAACUUCCACAUAAGUAAGCUCCUUUCUGGCUUAAUGGUAAGCCAAUAAAAUAGGAUCAGAAGAUAAGAAAGUAUAAAGACUUUAGUGUUCAAUUAUCAUAUUCUGCAUGUAUGUAUGAAAGUGAUUCAAAUGCCAAAACAUAAGCGUGAAAUCAUUCUUUUUAUUACAUAUUAAUUAUGAAAUACCAUUGAACAUGUUAAAUUGAAAGAAUAAAUCCAGGUUCAAUGAAUAUCUGAUUUUACAUUUGAAUAAAAAGAGCCUAUUGUGGAAAGAACCAGUAUUGCUCAUGAAAAUAAAUUUUAAAUUUUGGUUUAUAAGGUGAAGUUUUUACCAAGCUUUUUCAUACAGUAGUCAAAACAGUUUAAGAGCUGUCACCUAUAGUCUUCUAUUGUUGAAAAUAAUUUGUAAUUAAAAGUCUUGUUUUUAUAUAUGUACCAUGUUGUUUUUAUAUAUGUACCAUGUAUAUACAUGAAUACUCUUGUUCUUAUUUAUU